Molecule: messenger RNA, 1134 nt
Organism: Nelumbo nucifera (sacred lotus)
Lineage: Eukaryota; Viridiplantae; Streptophyta; Magnoliopsida; Proteales; Nelumbonaceae
Product: Tetratricopeptide repeat (TPR)-like superfamily protein
Molecular function (GO): protein binding
Source: RefSeq, a predicted model, not a curated record
UACGCAGUGCAGCUUUACUCCGCUCAGGAGCGAAAGUUUCAGAGAGAAAAGCCGGAAGAGAAGAUGAAAAUAACAUGGACGAAGAAGAGCGGCAACAAACGCUCUCUCCCCGCCAUAGCUCACUAUCCGAAUCUCCCUUUCGAACAGAACGAAGAUGACCAGAGCGAAGCUGACAGAGCCCAAUUAGGGCAAGGGAACCACCAGAAGGAUCAAGAAACGCCGGAGUCGGUGCCUCUUAACCCAGAUUUAGAGCUCGCUGAAUCCUUUCAAUCUCAGGGAAAUAAGUUUGCACAGGAUGGGAAAUACCAAGAAGCACUUGGGAAGUGGGAAGCUGCCAUUAUGUUGAUGCCUGAAAGGGCAGUUUUACAUGAACAAAAGGCACAAGUUCUACUUGAGAUGGGAGAUGCUUGGAAUGCUUUAAAGGCAGCAACUCGAGCUACUGAAUUGGAACCCUCAUGGGCUGAGGCAUGGAUAACACUAGGAAGGACACAGUUAAACUUUGGGGAACCUGACAAAGCCAUUGAGAGUUUUGACAAGGCUUUAGCAAUCAAGCCUGAUUCUGAGGCACGAGAUGACAGACAAACUGCAUUACAUCUUAUUAAAAGGCGGAAGCAACUUCAUAUGUCUGGCUUGAGUACAAAUGAAAAUCGUUAUGUGGUUAGAGACAAGAUUGAGGAAUCAUGAAAUAAUGAUAAAGCGGAAAAGCAGCCUGCAAUUUGGACCUCAGAUUUGUGUAACUUCAGUGUUGUAUUUGUGGAAAUUGCAGCACCUAUAGAGUCAAUCAGCCACACAAAGUUAACAUACGUAUAGAGUCUAGAUUAGAGAAUCCCAGAGUUUUAAGUCGAGCUGUACAUAGCAGGGGGCGUGUACUUGGAUCUUGACAACACAAGGUUUAUCAGGACGGAAGCUUACGAGUGGCUGGAAUAAUCUAAUGCUCUGUACAUGAUACCUUUCCAAGUACUCUCAGAUAUCCUGAACAUUCAUUAUUAGCAGGGAUGCCAUAUUACUAUAUCAGUAAACAGUAAUCACUGGAAGCUCCUUAGAGCGCUCCAUUGAGACUGAGGUUGAGUUCCAGACAUAUCCUUUGAAUUACAUGGAUGAAAAUUUAUACCUCUAUCAUCAGGUUUUCUCUGA